Xenopus tropicalis (tropical clawed frog) is the source of this 3578-nucleotide messenger RNA. It is a transcript of the gene hpse2, whose product is annotated as heparanase 2 (inactive). The transcript is spliced from 12 exons. The record is from RefSeq and is a predicted model, not a curated record. Gene Ontology annotation, molecular function: hydrolase activity, acting on glycosyl bonds. Gene Ontology annotation, cellular component: membrane. NCBI's taxonomy places the organism in Eukaryota, Metazoa, Chordata, Amphibia, Anura, Pipidae. The coding region runs from base 404 to 2146 and encodes 580 amino acids.
GUAGAGAAGCAGGGAAUCUAAGAAGCAAUUUCCCCAGUAAGUACAGACUCAACGAGACCGACAGCCUUGCGUAGCUCCUACUUAAUCUCUAAUCUGUGAAGCGGCUUGGUGCCUGCAAGCAAAUGGUUAAGGAUUCACCUUCCCAUGUGCGGCAGCAGCAGAAGAGCGCGUCUGCAGCAGGAAUCUCUUCAAUGGGCGGCGCUGUCUUGCUUGGCUCUUAGCUGAAACCGUUGAAAGGCUGGUCAGGGGCGUGGGUUUCCCUCCAGCAGCACCAAAACAUAGCAAAAAGGGCUUUGUGACAUCCACAUGAGAUAAGUCCAAUUAGUUUCCCAGGGAGUCUCACCCUCCAAGAUAACGGUGUAAGCUAGACAGCUGGGAUCAAAGCCUGCCUCUUCUCUGUGCAAUGUUCCUACUCAGCUCCUACCUUUCAGAACUCCUGCUCAUAUCCUUUCUAAUCUUGCUAUCCCAUUCCCCAUGUUCCUGCCAACCUGGGGAGAGAAGAAUUUACCCUGCGCCCAGGUCUCCCAGUGUGAAGGGAAGGACUUUGAUUCUCCUUGAUGUCAAUACAAAAACCCCAGUUAGGACUGUCAGUGAGAACUUCCUUUCUGUUCAGCUCGACCCCUCUAUUAUCCACGAUGGUUGGCUGGACUUUUUAAGUUCCAAGAGGUUAGUGACGUUGGCCCGAGGUUUGGCCCCUGCCUUUCUCAGAUUUGGGGGAAGGAAGACAGAUUUCCUGCAGUUUCAGAACCUGAAGAAUCCGGCAAAGAGCAGAGGAGGGCCUGGACCAGACUACUAUCUGAAGAACUAUGAGGACGACAUUGUGCGUAGUGAUAUUUCUCUUGACAAGCAGAAAGGCUGCAAUAUUGCCCAGCACCCGGAUACCAUGCUGGAACUGCAAAGGGAAAAGGCAGCUCAAAUGCAUCUUGUUUUGAUGAAAGAACAGCUCUCAAACACUUACAGCAAUCUGACUCUGACAGCCAGGUCUCUUGACAAACUCUAUAACUUUGUUGACUGUUCUGGACUCCAUCUCAUAUUUGGACUUAAUGCUCUUCGGCGAAACUCUGAUAACUCUUGGAACAGUUCCAGCGUUCUCAGUUUACUGAAAUACAGUGCCAGCAAAAAGUACAACAUUUCAUGGGAGCUAGGAAAUGAACCCAACAACUACCGGUCAUUAAAUAGCCGUGGUGUUAAUGGUAGUCAGUUAGGAAAGGAUUACGUUCAUCUGAAGACCUUGCUGCAGUCUAUUCGCACCUAUUCCAGAUCUCAUUUGUAUGGGCCUAAUAUUGGACGCCCUAAGAAAAAUGUCAUAGCCCUUCUAGAUGGUUUCAUGAAGAUGGCCGGCAAUAUAGUGGAUGCUGUUACAUGGCAACAUUACUAUAUUGAUGGAAGAGUAAACAAAGUGAUGGAUUUCAUGAAAACUCGGCUGCUAGACACUCUUUCAGAUCAAAUCAGAAAAAUUCAGAAAGUGGUGAACUUGUACAGCCCUGGGAAGAAGGUAUGGCUUGGAGGAGUUGGAUUACCAUGGACUAGAGGCACUAACAACUUCUCAGACACAUAUGCUGCUGGAUUCUUGUGGCUAAACACUUUAGGAAUGUCAGCCAACCAAGGUAUUGAUGUUGUGAUCCGACAUUCAUUCUUUGAUCAUGGAUACAGCCAUCUGGUAGAUCAAAAUUUUAACCCGCUGCCGGAUUACUGGAUGUCUCUUCUUUUUAAGAAGCUUGUUGGACCUAAGGUAUUGGCAGUACAUGUUGCUGGAAUCCAAAGAAAACGUCGUCCAGGGAAAGUAAUACGUGAUAAACUUCGGAUUUAUGCUCACUGCACCAGUUACCAGAAUCACAAUUAUGUGAGAGGAUCCAUAACACUUUAUAUCAUCAACCUACAUCGAUCAAGAAAAAAAAUCAAGCUUGCAGGAACACUUCGAGACAGAAUUGUGCAUCAGUAUCUUCUUCAGCCAAUUGGAGCUGAGGGCAUACAGUCAAAGUUAGUGCAACUGAAUGGACAGCCCCUUGCCCUGGUUGAUGACGGAACCCUCCCUGAGCUCAAACCGAGACCACUUAGACCCGGCCGUACACUUGUCAUUCCUCCCCUGAACAUAGGUUUUUAUGUGGUGAAGAAUGUAAAUGCAGUGGCGUGUCGAUAUCGGUAGUUAAACCUAUUGCUGUGAUUAACACAAAGUAUCCAGUGUUCUGUCUGUGGUGAUCAAACUAACAGUGAGAGUUAAGAUACUCAUCAGAAGGCCGUCCUGCUGGGGGCCAAUGUAUGUGUGUAUCCCAGUGCACCCUAGCAGGGUGGCUUUUACAUUAUUCAGGCUACUUUAAACUCUUUAUGCACUAGUUUGCUCACCUAUAUUAGGCUGGUGUCACACAGGAAGAUUUGUAGCUGUUAUUAGUAGUUAUCAAUAAAUGGUCAUGGUUUCCAGAGGAAUUACAAUUUGCUACUUGCCCCAAACAAACAAUAAACCUAUUUUAGCACAUUACUAACCUCCCUAUGUGACAUCAGCUUUAAGGGAACAGUGAACACAUCAGGCAGAAGUGAAAUGAUCUCUUCAUUACUCAUAAUGUCAAACAUCAAAGCUAUUUCUUCCCCCCUCUUUUCACCCCUAAAAAAAACCUGAGGUUUCCUGCUGUUUAUAUGGGCAAUAUCAUUCUAGCUACACAUUUAUAUCAACAAGAUAAUGACAUGGAAAGCUAUUCGGCACAAGACACACUUGAGAAAUAAUAUUAGUGCGACUACAAGAUAUGAUGGAUGUAUGAUUUCUUCCCAUACACGUGAAUGCCAUACAGUAUUUCUCUAUGACAGGCAUAGGCUCUAGCAAUAUAUAUACAUAUAUAUGAAGCAUGGGCUCCCUAUCACUCAAUAAGAGAGUUAUACUGUAGCAGAUAAGCAACUGGGCUACUGUUUGAAAUGCUGUCAUUUUAUACUACAUCAGCCGUAGCAUUAACUUUAUAUAAAAGGCAACAAAAGAGUAUUCACUAUUUGUGAAUAUGGGUUUUCAUAAUAUAUAUUGUCAGAAAAGUGUGCAGAAAGAAACCUGUUAGGGUUAAUAAAACACAAGUGCUAAAUUGCACAUGUGAAUUAUUAACCAAUCAGCAACCGUUCUCCAAGUAAUAUUUGGAAAACAAAAGUAAACACCUGAUUGGUUGCUGUAGACAACUGCACUUGUGUCAUUGAGCACUUGUGUUUAUAAACAGGCCCUUACAUGUACUGAAUAUUAGUGAUGUGCGAGUAUCAUAAAAAAAAAUCCUUCUGCACUGAACCCUUACCUUCAAAAUGUUGCCAUUGUAGGAACCGCACCCAUACAAUACCCAUAUUUUCCAUCUCUGUACUUUACUUCUGCACUUCCCCAGUCUGACCCACACCCAACUCAAACUUGUAGUGAUUGCCUAAAUUUCAGCCUGAACCCGCUCAACCCAAGGGUAAACAAGUAUGUCCUGCUGUUUUUGGCUUAAUCCGCACAUCACUACUGAACAUGUAUUUCCCUGCAUUUUGACAGAUAAAAGUUGUUUUUUUUUAUUGAUAAAGUACAUGGAACUCUUUUGAAGGGGACUUAUCCCUGGAAUAAAGAAGCAUAAGGGUAA